AUGUCAACAUCAGAUGGGAAUCCGUACAAUCUAGGAGAAACUUGUUUCGAAGAGUGUUCGGAUGAUGAAGGUACAGAGUGUUCGGAUGAAGAAGAUACAGAGUGUUCGAAUAAAGGUGCGGAGUAUUCGGAUGAUGAGGUUACAGAUUGCUUGAAUGAUAAGGGUAUAGAGCGUUCAAACAAUGAAGGUAUAGAGCGUUCAAACAAUGAAGGUACAGAACGUUCGAAUGAUGAAGGAACUUGUUGCUGA
Racocetra fulgida is the source of this 249-nucleotide messenger RNA. Lineage: Eukaryota; Fungi; Glomeromycota; Glomeromycetes; Diversisporales; Gigasporaceae. The record is from the annotation of a GenBank genome assembly.